AUGGCUCCCACACUCUCCAGCAAGAAGACCCCGGCUGUCACCUCAGAUGCCGCUUCUGAAAUCACUCUCGUGAACCCCGGGAAAGGUACAGUGACACCAAUUGGCAAUAAAUCCACAUAUACAUCGACCACAUUGGGUUCAUCCUCCUCCGGUCCUCGAAGCUUCAAGACAGCCGUCAAGGACGAAUUCAGGAAGUUCAAGAGCGAAGUCCACAAGAGCACCGUCGACCCGCAUAAGUCUUGGGAGGCUCGAUACUGUAAGACACCUCGCCUGCCCUCCCCAACCCCCUCACUUACAUAUCGCUAA
Clonostachys rhizophaga is the source of this 306-nucleotide messenger RNA. The record is from the annotation of a GenBank genome assembly. Lineage: Eukaryota; Fungi; Ascomycota; Sordariomycetes; Hypocreales; Bionectriaceae.